This is a messenger RNA of Striga hermonthica, 840 nucleotides long. The record is from the annotation of a GenBank genome assembly. Lineage: Eukaryota; Viridiplantae; Streptophyta; Magnoliopsida; Lamiales; Orobanchaceae.
AUGGGGAGCUUAGGAAGAGCUGUGUACACCUUGGGAAACUUGAUUCGAGCUACAGGUCAAGCCAUGGAUCGACUGGGUUUCCAGCUCCAAGGGAGUUAUUAUAUCCCUGAACAAAUUUCUAGGCAUCGGACAAUAAUGGAUAUUUUCGAAAAAUCUCCUGUGGUUGAUAAGGAUGCAUUUAUUGCCCCAAGUGCCUCUGUCAUUGGGGAUGUUCAGGUUGGCCGAGGAUCAUCCAUAUGGUAUGGGUCUGUUCUUCGAGGUGAUGUGAACAGCAUAAGUGUCGGGUCUGGGACUAAUAUACAGGACAAUUCCCUGGUCCACGUGGCUAAAUCUAAUAUAAGCGGAAAGGUUUUGCCCACUAUCAUUGGAGAUAACGUGACAAUAGGUCAUGGUGCAGUUAUACAUGGAUGCACAAUAGAGGAUGAGGCUUUUGUCGGGAUGGGAGCUACUCUUCUUGAUGGUGUUUUUGUGGAAAAACAUGCCAUGGUUGCUGCAGGUUCUCUUGUGAGACAGAAUACAAGGGUCCCUGUUGGGGAGGUGUGGGCGGGUAACCCGGCCAAAUUUCUCAGGAAGCUCACAGAUGAGGAGAUUGCAUUCAUCUCCCAAGCAGCCACUAAUUACAUCAACCUUGCCAAAGUGCAUGCAGCUGAGAACUCCAAAUCGUUCGACGAGAUAGAGCUGGAAAAGAUGCUCCGCAAGAAAUUCGCCAAGCGUGAUGAAGAGUCCCAAGUAUUUAGGUUGGGCAUUCUCCGCGUUAUCUUUCCCUUGUCCAAGUUCGAUAGGUCGUUCACCCUGGUGCCGAGGUGUAUGACCUAUUUAGCUAUUACUUUUCCCCCUUAG